Molecule: messenger RNA, 1496 nt
Organism: Ceratotherium simum simum (southern white rhinoceros)
Lineage: Eukaryota; Metazoa; Chordata; Mammalia; Perissodactyla; Rhinocerotidae
Source: RefSeq, a predicted model, not a curated record
UGCUGCAGUUGGACCCCAGAGGGCCCCCUCCCCUGACCUGCCGGGCAACAGGGCCUCUGCUCAGGGAAGGGAGCCAGAGGUGCAGAAAGGGCUGGAGCCAGCAAGGUGGAGUUGAGGAAGAUGACAGCUGCUCAGAAAUACAACCUCUUCACGCCAGAACCUCACUAUGUCCCUGGCUAUGCUGGCUUCUAUCCACAGCUGCGCUACCAGGUGGGGAACACCUAUGGGCGCACCACAGCGCAGCUGCUCACAGACCCCAGUGUGCGCAAGAGCCCCUGCUCCGUGCUGUCCCCCAUCUCCAAGCCCAAGUUCACUGAGGACUUCAGCAAGUCCAAGCCACCUUUGAUCCCCUGCCAUGACCUGACUGAGCCCUACAUCCCCCACUAUACUGGUCUGAAGCCUUACAAGAACUUUGAGAUCCCGGGUCGGUUCCCACCCCAGGAGGUGGACGCCCAGGUGCCGCGUGAGGUAGAGAAGGUAUCCAGGCAGGUUCUGCUGCCUGCGGGCUUUGUGUCCUAUCCAUGCCACCCCCCGUACCCACCAGGCAGGAAGGGGGACUCCAGGGACUUGGGACACCCGGGCUUGCGGCCGGCCUGCGGGGAAGAGGGCUGGAAGAGCACCACCCCUGUCCACGGAGCCCCUAGGUUGGACCAGCUGUACCACUACAGGAGGGAUGAGUGCCCAGCCCCAGUCCGCCAGCAGGAGAUGCUAGAUGUGGGCAGGUUCCACAGGCUGCCCCAGCUGGACCACCCCAACCUGAUCCAACGCAAGGCCAUCUCAGGCUAUGCUGGCUUUGUCCCUCGGUUUGCCUGGGUGUUGGGGAUGAGUUACCGCGAUGGGGUCACACAGGCUAUGGACGAGUUCGAUAAGAAUCAGUUCCUGUUCAGAAAUCCCAUCUGUGCCCUGGGUGAGCGGCUGCCCCGGACACACUGGCCCAGCAACACCAUCUACAGCAGCCGAGGCCUGAUACCUUUCUAUAUGGGCUUCGUACCAUCCAUGCAGGACAACUUUGCCCUGACCUUUGGAAACGGUACGCGUAAAGCCUAUCAGAAGGAACUGGAGAGGCGAAAGCAGACACUAUGAAAACGCUUUAAUGGUGGUGUCUGUACAGCACACGACAUCAAGACAGGAAGGAAAGUAAGUGGACACACAAGACGUGGCUAUCAGGAAACAGGUUGUGAGCGAAUAAAGAGUUCACAAGGCUUCUGCGCUCUACUGGGUACCAGACAGCUCUAGGCCACCUCCUCCUCCGCCUCCUCCUCAAACUCGCCCUCCUCCUCGGCCGUGGCGUCCUGGUACUGCUGGUACUCAGACACCAGGUCGUUCAUGUUGCUCUCGGCCUCGGUGAACUCCAUCUCGUCCAUACCCUCGCCCGUGUACCAGUGCAGGAAGGCCUUGCGCCGGAACAUGGCCGUGAACUGUUCCGAGAUGCGCUUGAACAGCUCCUGGAUGGCCGUGCUGUUGCCAAUGAAGGUGGCGGACAUUUUUAGGCCCCG